UACAUGAAGUACGCACUUUAUACUCAUGCCUUACAUGAAGUAUAGCCCAAAUAAACAAUAUGGCUGACAAACAUUGCCGAUACAACAAAGAAUCGAAUGAAAACAACACAAAGUUGAACGCCGUACGUGAAGAAUAUAAACGAUACAAGAAACGCAGUCCGCCUCCUGAUUUCGGUGACGUUAUUGACUUCGAAAAUCCGUCGACAUUUUCAGGAAGAGUGCGAGAAAUUAAUAUUUUGAAGAAUUUCGACGAAUCAUUUGAAUGUCAUAAUUCUGGGUUGCUCAAUGCCUCUAAGUGGAACGUUUUUGAGCUUAUUUCUUGCCCUGGUUUUAUUUUUAUUGUUAAUCCUUUCGAAACAGGAGUUCAACAUUAUUUCGUGCAACGUUCAUUGAAGAACUUCCCUUGUAAACCAAACGCGACAAAUUUGGUCGUUCAUGAUGACGUCAUAUUAGAGGAGGGCCAAUCAUUUUGGGAGUAUUGGUAAGACGAAUGUCCAUCUGAAUAUUUAAGUACUUGUAUAGGUGUUAUGCAAUUACAAUUGAUACAAAAGACAAUCAAUACCAGUAUUGCAAGAGUCUGAAGUACAGUGCAUGGCGUAGCCAGGGGCCCAGGGUCUUAUGUUUAGAGGGGCAAACGCCAAAGGGGUGGCACAUGCUAGGUGAGUCUGUGUCUCCUGAUUUUUCCUGGAGCAUAAAAUCCUAAUGUGAUCUUGAUCAUAAUUUUUUAUCUAAAUGCAAAAUUUAUGAUCAAGACUACAUUAGGAUUUUCUCCAGGAAAAAUCAGGGGUCACAGACCCACCUAGCAUGUGUCACGCCUUUGGCGUUUGGCUUCGCCAUUGUACUUCAGAAUCUAAUUAAAUUCUAUGUUUAAGAGACACCAUUUCCCGCAUUCUCAAAAUUGGGUUACUUUUCAUAGGAUAUAUAUCUACAAAAGUUUUAACGAGAUCUUACACAUCAGGGCCGUAGCAAUUAAUAUACCUUUGGAAUACUAUUAAAUAAUAUACUAUAAUUAAAUAAUAUACCUUUAGAAUACUGACAAAUUGAUUAAUUUUAAGCGGCUACAUUAUCCAUGACAAACUGCAAAGAAUGAAGAUAUUACCCAUACUUUCCUGCAACUUAUCCAAUAUAUAGUUAAUUAAAUAUGCCUUCACCCAUUUAGUACUACUACAUUUUAAACAAAUUGUUAAUUGACAUUGUUAUAAAUUCGGUCAAAUAUCUUCCCCAAAGUCCAGGAAAUGGCAUUUCAGAGACUUUAAAUUUUAAAAUAUUCCCUGUAGAGUCUUGCACCUGCAGCGUUCGACUCGUUUUCAGCCCCCCAAUCAAAAAGUGGUUCCAACGGGAAUCAUGCACAACAGCCAAUCAGCGCUUCUUCAAGAUUUAAAAAAUAUGACAACGUCACAGGGUACGUGACCCCAGCAUAGUUUUGACAAAAUUUUGAAAAAAAAAACGAAAAUAAUUUGCUUUUUUAACAUCCUCAGAGUGAACUUUUGAAGUUAAAACUUUGAGAGAAUGUAGUAAAAUUACCAGUGUUUGAAAUGAUGUAUAUUUUAUAUUGUUUUUGCUUGUAGUUUGCAAAAUAUUCAUACUCUAGUAAACGUUGUAAUAAAUUUCCGUUAAAACUCUUGCCAACCUUGUCAUAAUAAUAAACUGAGUAGACUCGAUGCAUGCCCACAUUUCAACACACAUUUUUGGGCUGCUUAUGGCUACUCCGGUUCUAAUAAAUGAAUGCAAAGCCCAGUGAAAUUGCAUUCACAACCCAACAUUUCGGCACUCCACUCUAGAGUAUUCAUCAUGGGUGAUCUGAAGUUGCAACAUACAACUUUCUUACAACCAUGGGAUGACGUCAUCUGCCAACCAGAUGGAUAUAUUCUUAAUUUAUUUUUUUUAAUAAUAGUAAUAUAUUUAUUUCACACAAAUUGUUACAUAAUUUAGGUAAAGCCAAAGCCAUAGGCUUAUUUGGCAAAAAUAUUUGAAAGUAUAGCUCAUGGUGGUCGGUACAAGAAAUUAAAUAUGAAUAAUUCCAACUAAAUUAUAGAAAGAGAAAAAAAACAAAAAAAACGGAAGAAGCAUUUAAAUUAGUAUAGUAAAUGUAAAUGCUUCAUGGAAAAAAAAGAUAUAUACAGCCAAAUUUUAGUCCUCCUUUUUAACUCAGAGCCAUUCCAGAUGAACAUGUCAACCAUUGCGCUAAUAAUCAGCGCAUGUACACCAUUGCGCUAAUAAGCGCUGUUAUUGCGCUAAUAAGCGCUGUCAAAUUUAAGCAUGCUUACUCAUAUCUUUAUAUUUCACGCUUCUAGGCAACAUCUUGAGUAAUCAUGCAUUGAAAAGGGAUGACAGUGCUUAUUUGCCACAAGUAUACAUCCAUCUUGUUGGCAGAUGACAUCAUCCUAUGGGAAUGUAUGAAGCUACAUUGUGACUUCGGUCACCCAUGCAAAGACAGUGGACUGGAGUCUCAAAACAUUGGGUCGUGAAUCUUCAUGCAAGUUGACUGGGCUUUGCGUUCAUUUAUUAAAACCAACGCAGCAAGCCAAAACAUGACUGAUAUUAUACCUGGUUGCCAUGAGCACAUAGACUUUAAGUGUACACAUCAAGCUCCUCUAAUAAAUCAUCAUUGUGUCUCCCCCCCCCCCAAGUUUCUCUACGGAUUUACGCUUUUUUAAGGGAAUGGUUUUUGUGGUGAUUGGGGGUGGGGGGACCGGGGCUACGCCACUGUUGAAAGACAAGAGCAAAUUGAAAAACUGAUGACUGUAUGCUUUCCAGGUUGGAUGAGAAACCGUACUGUAACUUGUUAUUUGUUAAUGAUUCUGUACACUAGGGUGAGGCGGAUCAGGGUAAAAACUGAAAACCGUCAGAAUAAAGCAAUUAAAAAACAUUUUUUACAACUAACUAUAACAUGUUUUAAAAACAAUUGUAUUAAUGGUAGUAUACAGUAGUACUGCCCUAAUACGUAAGCAGUAAGCAGUAAGCCACGAUUUAUAGAUUGGCUAUUUUUUCAUGUUGUUAAUGUUUGAAAGUUGGACGUUUUUGGCAGAAAAAGUUUCAGAAUUAGUGCCAUGAUCCUGACAAGGUGCUCUUUUGUAAUUUUCAAUAUUAUACUGAGUUUCAAACAGCCUUUUCAGAGUUUUUUGCCUAGAACAACAUCAUGCAGUUGAAUUAGUUUUCAAAAGACAUUGUUUUUUUGCACGCUUCAGUAACACCUGUAUACUCACCUGCACUGAUUAAAACAAAUAACAAGGUGCAACUUUAUUCAGUCUAAAACUAAAUUAUGUUUAACUUUUUAUUCCUCCAGGCCGGGUAACGUUAAAUUAUGUUGUUCCUCUAUGCAUCAUGAUAUAUCUCAGGAUAUUAGAAUUUUUUUUACAAUUAAAGUGAUUGGAAGCAAUAUUGUAUGCUCAGUUCCUUGAGUAAAUAUUCUUGGAACUGAGUUGAUAAUGUUGCUAUUUUUAUGGUAUAAAAUGUGUUAUAUGCUGAUAUAGCUCAUGCAAUAACCUGGAGGAAUAACAUAAUUAAUAGUUUUAGACCGACUAUAUUGAAUAAGACGAUCCGAACCUUCAAACCAAACACAACAAAAUUUAUAAACUACCGUAUUUAAGUUGAAGAUAGACAAUUGAAAUUAUACCCUUGGUAUUAACCCAACGCUUUCCACUUGAAGCUUAGCAGAUUAGGGUGCCAUGCAAAUUAGUGGGUUAACUAGACACAUGGGCAAAUUGUCUGAUUAACCCAUUGAACGCCAGCACUCUCUCCUUGACGAGUAAGAUCAAAGCACAGUGCAAUUUAAUGGGUUAAUUUGAAAUUUUGUUAUAUAAUAUUAUAUGUACAGUACUGGAAAACACUGUUUGUUUUCUGUAAUAAUUAUAGUGUCGAGUCAGCUUCACCUGACACUAUCAAGAAACUGAGAUGGACCCAUCUUGGUUAUCAGUUUGACUACAACAAUGUGGAAUACAAACCAGACAUUUACUAUGGAUUUCCCAGAGAUCUCGGAAGCCUGACAUGCCAUAUAGCAACAGCACUGGGAUAUCCGGAUUACAGACCAGAAUCUGGUGUUGUUAAUUAUUAUCCACUCGGAUCUAGCAUGGGAGGACAUGUUGACAAAUAUGAAAAUGAUCUGUCGCAACCGUUAGUUUCAAUAAGUUUUGGACAGUCCGCAGUUUACCUGAUUGGUGGAAAAACUUGCGAUAUUCGUCCUACAGGUAUACAACAUUUUAUUUCUAUCAUUUAUUAA
This is a messenger RNA of Paramuricea clavata, 4219 nucleotides long. NCBI's taxonomy places the organism in Eukaryota, Metazoa, Cnidaria, Anthozoa, Malacalcyonacea, Plexauridae. The record is from the annotation of a GenBank genome assembly.